Molecule: messenger RNA, 831 nt
Organism: Nerophis lumbriciformis (worm pipefish)
Lineage: Eukaryota; Metazoa; Chordata; Actinopteri; Syngnathiformes; Syngnathidae
Source: RefSeq, a predicted model, not a curated record
AUGACCACGACGGAGGUUCGACUCAAUCACACCAUCUACAUCAAUAACUUGAACGAGAAAAUUAAGAAAGAUGAGCUGAAGAAGUCUCUCUAUGCCAUCUUCUCGCAGUUUGGCCAGAUUUUGGACAUUUUGGUAGCCCGUACUUUAAAAAUGAAGGGUCAGGCCUUUGUCAUAUUUAAAGAGGUGAACAGUGCUUCCAAUGCUCUCAGAUCUAUGCAGGGGUUCCCUUUUUAUGACAAACCCAUGCGCAUCCAGUAUGCCAAUACAGAUUCAGACAUUAUUGCCAAAAUGAAAGGCACUUAUGUGGAGCGUGAUCGUAAGAAGGAGAAGAAAGAAAAGAAGAAGCCAGAGUCCAGCGGUAGCAAGAAAGCUGCCAUGUCAGGAGGCGCAGCUGUAAGACAUUUUUAUUCACAAUGUUUACUUGGUCAAAUGAACCAAGGGGGCCGCAUGAUGCAUAUGCAAGGCCAGUCACCCUAUAUGCCCCCACCAGGCAUGAUGCCGCCCCCUGGAAUGGGGCCUGGGCAGAUGCCCCCUGGUGGCAUGGGGCAUGGUCAGAUGAUGCCCGGACAGAUGCACCAGCAGGUUUCGGAAAAUCCUCCCAAUCACAUCUUGUUCCUCACCAACCUGCCUGAAGAGACCAAUGAGCUCAUGCUCUCCAUGCUGUUCAACCAAUUCCCAGGAUUCAAGGAAGUGCGUCUGGUGCCCGGCCGGCACGACAUCGCUUUCGUGGAGUUUGACACCGACGUACAGGCCGGUGCUGCGCGCGAAGCGCUGCAGGGCUUCAAGAUCACGCAGAGCAACGCUAUGAAGAUCUCCUUCGCCAAGAAAUAA